Molecule: messenger RNA, 1290 nt
Organism: Spodoptera littoralis (African cotton leafworm)
Lineage: Eukaryota; Metazoa; Arthropoda; Insecta; Lepidoptera; Noctuidae
Source: the annotation of a GenBank genome assembly
AUGAAGACUGCCUUUCAGGCAUUUUUUGAAGUAUGGGGUAGGGGUAAAAGUAACCAGCAUUCGAAACCGACAGCGAAGGCGGCAACAGGAGCUACUGAAUAUAUGAAAAUCGUUGGAAAAUCCUCCUGGCCAGAAAAGAAUGCUAGUAAUACUUUCGAGGUGCAACCAGAAUUUUCUGCUGAACAUUUAAUAGUUGCACAUGGAUUUAAAUCAGAAUCGCACACCGUCCUCUCAGGUGAUGGUUAUAUGAUAACUAUGCAUCGAAUAAUGCGUGACCUCGAUAGACGUUACGAACGCGCAGUUAUAUUGCAUCACGGUAUACUUGGAAGCUCAGAAGAUUGGCUGCUUCUUGGGGAAAGAAGAGCACUACCCUAUUUAUUAAGUGAUAAUGGAUAUGACGUGUGGCUGCUAAAUGCACGAGGUAACAAAUACUCGAAAACACAUACAGGGAAAAGUGCUGAAAGGUUAGAAUUUUGGGAUUUUUCGUGGCACGAAAUGGGUAUGUAUGAUUUACCCGCAGCUUUUAAAUAUAUUAGCGAAAUUACUAAUAAAGCAGAGCUAAACUUCAUAGGACAUUCUAUGGGGGCCACAGCACUUCUAGUUCUUUUGUCAACAGCACCAGAAUAUAAUGAUGUGUUGAGAUCCGGGGUCCUACUAGCACCAUUAGCGUUUAUGUAUCAUGUAAAAGGUCCAAUGAGACUGUUAGCAAAUUUUUAUAGCACAAAUGGUCACAGUUCUCUGAACUUCUUGGGGCAGACUGAAUUUAUGAAUUCAGGAACGUUUCCGGAACAAAUUGUUAAGAGAUAUUGUAAAGGAGACAAAAGGUCAUGUGAAAAUCCUAUGCUACUAUUAGUAAAUGGUGGCAGCCUAUUGUUGGAAACGAAGCUCAUGGAAGAUAUCCUGACCCAUACCCCUGGUGGAACAUCAGCGAAAACAAUAAUUCAUUUCGUGCAGUUGGCGAAGACUGGAUUUUUUCAAAUGUUUGAUUAUGGAGCCGCUAAUAAUGUACGAAAGUAUAAGAAUGGGACUCCCGAAAUAUAUAAUUUGAAAAAAGUAACCCUGCCACUGGCAUUGUUCAGUUCUCCUUCGGAUUGGCUAGCGACUGUGUCGGACAUUAAAACAAUUUUACCUCUUCUGCCAAAUGUAAACGUUCAUCAUGUUGUGAAAGCGGACAACUUUGGACAUUAUGAUUUUGUUUGGUCACCUGAUGCACCAGAUCUAGUCUUCAAUUUUAUUCUUCCAUUAUUAGACAAAAUAACAGACAACAAAAAGGACAGCUUUUUUGAAUGA